CUCGAGAGAGACAACUAAUUUCCUUCCAACUUGUACCAGAAAAGAAGAAGAGUCCUCAAAAGAGUGAAACUCAUAGAUUUCUGAAAAAGAUGGAUUCAUAACUUCAAUUCUUGCAUUGAAUUCUUCAGAGAAAAGGGUCAUUGAAAUUUGAAGAAAUUUGCUUAUAACUACAAAUGUUAGUCGAUUAAUGGAGCAGAGUAGUAGUAGAGAAAUUGAAACCACAGAGAAUCAUCAAGAAAUGGAAGAGAAAAUAUAUGUAGCAGUUGGUAAAGAGGUUAGAGAAAGUAAAUCAACUUUAUUAUGGGCAUUAAAAAAUUCUCGUGGAAGAAAAAUUUGCUUACUUCAUAUUCAUGUUCCUGCUCAAAUGAUUCCUAUCAUGGGAGGGAAAUUUCCGGCAUCUCAAUGUAAAGAUGAGGAAGUUACGGCUUAUCGAGAUCUCGAAAGACAGAAGAUGGUUAAGAGCUUGAAGGAAUAUGUUUUGCUUUGUGCUAGUGUUGGGGUGAGGGUAGAGAAAAUGGAAAUUGAAAUUGACAAUAUUGAGAGAGGAAUCGUUGAACUUAUCACUCGGCAUGACAUUAAAUGGCUUGUCAUGGGAGCAUCUGCAGACAAACACUAUUGGAAAAAAAUGGCAAUGCUCAGGUCCAAGAAAGCAAUCUUUGUGUGUAAACAAGCUCAAGUAUCUUGCCAUAUAUGGUUCAUCUGCAAAGGGUGCCUUAUCCUAACGAGGGAAGUUAGUACGGGUGAAUCGGAGUUGCAAGCAACUUCACCAGAGGUAGUAAUCAAUGAAACCACUGGAGCUACCGAAUUAGAUGGUACAAGAAUGAGAUCUCUGUCAGAGGGUCGGGAGGAACUUGCGAGGCUCGCUAACCCUGUUCAUAAUUCAUUUCGAAGAGUGCAAUCUGACAAUUUCGACACUCGUGGAGCAAUUGUGAGAACAUCGUCUUCCGUAAACAGAACGAUUGCGGCAGCGUCUGCAGAUGAAUGGAGGGAAGCUACAAGGAGCAAGCCUUCUCAGGUUUCAGGGUUCACCAUAUGGUCUUUGUGCGAAGAAGUCGAACCUUCAGUUUCUAACCAAUUGAUGCGAUAUCCAAGGAAUGCAAAUGGAUUGUUACUGCCAGGAGGGCAUGAAUCUGACGUGGAUUCUAGUGAUUGUUCUCCGCAGAAUGAGCCAGUAGAAAGACGAAUUACUGAAGAAAUGUAUGAUCAACUACAACAUGCAAUGGCCGAGACGGAGGAUUCAAAGAGAGAAGCAUUUGAAGAGUCAACUAGGCGUCGGAAGGCCGAAAGACAUGCCAUUGAUGCUAUGCGUCAAGCUAAGGCAUCAGAAAGAUUAUACGCCACUGAGGUGAAACAAAGGAAAGAUAUGGAGGAUAUUCUCGCAAAAGAGAGUCUAGAAUUGAAGGAGAUGAAGAAUGAGCAAGAUGAUGUAGUAAAAGAACUUCAAACAGCUCAAGAGCAGUUAUCGUCCCUAGAGUGCAAACUGAACGACUCCGAACACAUUGGACAGGAGUUGGAAGAUAAGAUUGCCUCUGCUAUGAAUCAAUUGAAAACUCUCAAGAGAGAGCGAGAUGAGAUGCAGUUAGAGCGUGACGAAGUGUUCAGAGAAGCUGACAAUUUUAGGAAAAGGAGAGAGGAAGAGAAAAUCGUCUCAAAAAGUCCAGAGUUCUUCUCUGAGUUCUCUUUCACUGAGAUAGAGGAAGCAACUCAGAAACUCAACGCAUCACUUAUGAUCGGUGAAGGAGGAUAUGGGUGUGUAUAUAAAGGAUUUCUUCACAACACCGAGGUGGCUAUAAAGAUGUUGCACGCGACUAACUUACAAGGCCAUUCAGAAUUCCAACAAGAGGUUGACGUUCUAAGUAAGGUGAGACAUCCUAAUAUCGUUACACUUGUUGGAGCCUGCCCGGAAGCCUGGGCACUUGUUUAUGAAUACCUUCCCAAUGGCAGUCUCGAAGACCGACUUACCUGUAAGGACAAUACCCCUCCACUCUUAUGGCAAACCAGAAUCCAAAUUGCCAGCGAGAUUUGUUCUGCCUUGAUAUAUCUCCAUACAAAGAACCCGCAUAGCAUCAUUCAUGGUGAUCUCAAACCUGCCAAUGUCCUUCUAGACGCCAAUUUUGUAAGUAAACUUGGUGACUUUGGCAUUUGCCGCUUAAUCCCUCGGAGUGACUCCCCAAGCGGAAGCAGCACACCAUUCUGUAGAACCCAUCCAAAAGGAACACUUGUUUACAUGGACCCUGAAUUCCUAGGAACAGGUCAACUUACUGCAAAAUCAGACGUGUAUUCAUUUGGAAUUGUACUCCUUCGGCUUUUGACUGGGAGACCUGCAAUGGGGUUAGUGAAGGAAGUAGAAUAUGCAUUAGACAAUGGAAAUUUAAGCGACGUAUUGGAUGAAUCAGCUGGCAAUUGGCCAUUUAUACAGGCAAAACAGUUAGCUCAAUUGGCAUUAAGUUGUUGUCAAAUGCACCGACGGAAUAGGCCAGAUCUUGAGUCAGAGGUAAUGAAGGUGCUUGAACCUUUGAAGGAUUCAUCCAGGGAUUCAACAUCAUCUUCUUGGAUGGGAGAUGAAGAGCAAUCCCAAGGUCCUCCAUCAUACUUCCUUUGUCCCAUUUUACAGCAAGUAAUGCAAGAUCCACAAGUAGCAGCUGAUGGGUUCACUUAUGAAGCCGGUGCGCUUAAAGAAUGGUUAGAUGGUGGCAAUGAGACCUCGCCCAUGACCAAUCUUAAGCUCACCCACCUUAAUCUCGUUCCGAAUCACUCACUUCGGUCAGCAAUACAAGAACGGCAGCAACAACGGUGACCUAAGCAUCUCAGUCUCCAUCAUAUACUUUUCUUCUUCUCAUUUUAUGCAAUUUGAGUUUUGUAUUUAUAUCCAUAUUGUAAAUAGCAUAGAUAGAAAUAUCACCUGUUUUGGUUGAUGGAAAUUGUUGUAAUCUUGUAGAGCUGGAGUGAGUUUGCAAUUGCGAAAAUUUGCAUUUUUGUAGUAUUCUAGAUCUCAUUACUGUACUAUUAGUAAGCAUAUAUGUACUGUACUAUUGUUUAUAAA
Molecule: messenger RNA, 3043 nt
Organism: Papaver somniferum (opium poppy)
Lineage: Eukaryota; Viridiplantae; Streptophyta; Magnoliopsida; Ranunculales; Papaveraceae
Product: U-box domain-containing protein 33-like
Exons: 9
Coding region: 188-2797 (869 amino acids)
Biological process (GO): protein phosphorylation; protein ubiquitination
Molecular function (GO): ubiquitin-protein transferase activity; protein kinase activity; ATP binding
Source: RefSeq, a predicted model, not a curated record